AUUACUCACUCACUUAGACUCCCAAAACAAGUCACGUGGAUUUACCUCUUUGAGACUUGCUAGAUUUCGUUUUUCAUGUAGUUCUUGGCGAAGUAUCAUUUUCAUUUUCAAGUAAAUAGAAUAGAAUAGAAUAGAAGAAUCCGAAAUCAAAAUCUGAGUUCUCAGAUCGAUCCUCCUCCCAAUUUAAUCAACACUAUUCCCACUGCUCACUCCCACUGACAGUAGGAAGAAGAUGGAUCACAACAGGAUCAGACUCAGAAGUUGUUCCAUUGAUCCGCUUGAUCUAAAAUUAAUCAUAAAAUUAGGGUUCUGUUUCCUAAUCUUCUUCUUCUUCGUAUCAGUUGUUGAAAGUUCGAUCCAUGAAUACAAUAACGAACCAUUUACACCUCAAUUAAAUUCCUUCUUCUUUCAUGGUGGUAGUGAAGGUCUUUACGCUUCUAAAUUUCUGGGUGAUAGAACAACAACACUAACAACCCCAGAUGAUCAACAGCAACAACAAGAACAACAAAAUCCCCCUAUCAAUGGCAAGUCCUUUGUCCGGUUCGAGUCUGUCACUUUUAGAAGAACAAAGGAAGCUACGGAAAGGCAAAAUCCGAUGCAACAAAAGACUGGACUGAUAGAAGCUAUUUUGUUUGAGGUCAAAGACCGGGAUAGGAUUGGUGGUUCGUUUGUUGGUUCUGAUGCGUUGUGCUGUACUCCCGAACUAGCCAAAAACGGAAAUUGUAAGGUUGGAGAAGUUAUUAUUCACCGUCAGGAGAAUGGUGAAUGGCCUAAACGUAUCCAGACGUUCUUCGAAGGAAAAGAGGAAGAGGCUAAAAUGACGCCAUUAUCUGUUGAAGUGGAUAGUACUGGAAUGUAUUAUCUGUAUUUUAUGUAUUGUGACCCUCAACUUAAGGGCACAGUGAUUAAUGGAAGAACUGUUUGGAGGAACCCAGAUGGUUAUUUGCCUGGAAAGAUGGGUCCGCUUAUGACAUUCUACGGAUUCAUGUCACUUGCUUAUCUUGUCCUUGGUCUCUUGUGGUUUCUACAAUUUGUUCGAUUUUGGAAAGAUAUAUUACAGCUACACUACUACAUCACUAUUGUCAUUGCUUUGGGGAUGUGUGAAAUGGCUUUCUGGUAUUUUGAGUAUGCAAACUUCAAUUCUACUGGGGCCAGACCAAUGGGUAUUACUAUGUGGGCGGUCACCUUUAGCGCCGUCAAGAAGACUGUCUCUCGGUUACUGCUUUUAGUGGUUUCAAUGGGAUUCGGUGUUGUAAAGCCAACCCUUGGCGGGAUAACCUCUAAAGUACUUCUUCUAGGUCUGGUUUAUUUUCUGGCUUCAGAGGCGCUUGAGCUUGUUGAAAAUCUGGGAAACAUCAAUGACUUCUCUGGAAAAGCAAAGCUGUUCUUGGUGCUUCCUGUUGCUCUAUUGGAUGCGUGCUUUAUACUCUGGAUAUUCUCAUCCUUAUCUAAGACUCUGGAGAAGCUGCAGAUGCGGAGAAGCAUGGCAAAAUUGGAACUCUACAGGAAGUUCACCAAUUCUCUAGCUGUGUCUGUGCUGCUUUCUGUUGCUUGGAUUGGCUACGAGUUGUACUUCAAUGCAACAGAUCCAUUGAGUGAGUUGUGGCGAAGAGCGUGGAUAAUCCCAGCCUUUUGGAGUGUGCUAGCUUACUUGCUCCUUUUGGUGAUAUGCGUCCUUUGGGCUCCUUCUCAGAACCCCACUAGAUACGCUUACUCAGAAGAAACAGGGGACGACUUGGAAGAGGAGGGUAUCUCCCUGACAGGCAGUGUAGAUACUGCAGCCAAGACAGAGAGAAAGGAACUUGUUUUCGGGAUUGGCGGGGAAGACCUUGAGGAGGACAAACGAGAGUGACAACAUGACCAUUUUGAUGUACUUAUUCUCUUUUGUCGUAUCGGCAAACCAUACCUGUUCACUAUUAGCUUACUAAAUAUGUUCUGUUAUACACUUUUUUGCCUGUUACAUUUAGGAAGGAAAGAACACAUGAAUGAAAUGAGUAACUAGAAAAGAGUAUACUUUUCGCUGUUAA
Molecule: messenger RNA, 2027 nt
Organism: Papaver somniferum (opium poppy)
Lineage: Eukaryota; Viridiplantae; Streptophyta; Magnoliopsida; Ranunculales; Papaveraceae
Product: transmembrane protein 87B-like
Exons: 5
Coding region: 233-1852 (539 amino acids)
Biological process (GO): transport
Cellular component (GO): membrane; Golgi apparatus
Source: RefSeq, a predicted model, not a curated record